GUUUUUGAAUUCGGUGGAUCUAAAGUUCGGGUUGCGAUUUCAAUUUAGGACGAACCCUAUUAGGUUCACCGUUCAUCUUUUCUGUUCCCCCACCCCCCAAAUCUGAUCAAUCGGAUUCAAAUUCCGGCGAUCUCCCUCUCGAAUUGACCUGAGCAAUUUAUCAUGGCGUCGAAGAAGAAGCACUCAGAAGGAAUCGCUUUACUCUCCGUCUACAGUGACGAGGAUGACGAAGAGAUGGAAGACGCCGAGGAAGAAGAGCAGAGAAACCAGGAACAAGUCGAACGUACUGAAGAGCUUCGGCUAGAAGAAGAUAAUUUCAUGGACGAAGAGAGAGGAAGAGGAGAAGAAGAUUCUAGAACGCCUAAGGUCAUCGAUGGUGGAGCUUCCAGCGCUCACGCCACGCCUCGUUCUCUCGACAACAACGACGAUUGGAGUAGUCGUAUGAAUAUCAUCGAGUCUGGGGUUGGGGAUGGUGAGAGAGCAGAUGAUACGUCAGGGGAAAGUGGUGAUUCGUUGUUGGAUCAGUUCCUUCCUCCUCCACCCAAAGAGAAAUGCUCCGAGGAGCUGCAAAGGAAAAUAGAUAAGUUUCUGAGCUUGAAGAAGAUGGGGAAGAGUUUUAAUAAUGAAGUGCGGAAUAGAAAGGAGUAUAGGAAUCCUGACUUCUUGUUGCAUGCUGUGAGUUAUCAAGAUAUUGAUCAGACUGGUUCUUGCUUCAGUAAAGACGUUUUUGACCCCAAUGGAUAUGACCCCAGUGACUUCUGUGAUGCAAUAGAACUUGACAUGAAGUAUGAUAGAGAAAGGAAGGAACAAGAAAGCAAGAAGAACCAAAGGCUUGACUUUGUUUCUGUUGGGACUCAACCUGGGACGGUAUUCCCUGCUCCAAAGCCUAACAUCCCUAUCCCAGGUGUUCCAGCGUUAGCUACUACUGGAUUGCCCUCCGUACCAACUGAUAUCGCUGCUCGUGAUGGUAGACCGAAUAAGAAGUCCAAAUGGGAUAAGGUUGAUGGGGAUGUGAAGAAUCCACCUCUAGCAGCUGGAACUAAUGCAGCUCCUGUAUCUAGUGCAAGUGCUGGUUCUGGAUACUCAGCUUUCGCGUAAGUUGUAGUGUUUUCUAUUGUUUGCUUCAUAAAAUUAUGGAAUCUUAGAGUCAUGAUCUGAUUGUCCG
Messenger RNA from Eruca vesicaria subsp. sativa (arugula), 1165 nucleotides. The record is from the annotation of a GenBank genome assembly. Lineage: Eukaryota; Viridiplantae; Streptophyta; Magnoliopsida; Brassicales; Brassicaceae.